Molecule: messenger RNA, 4326 nt
Organism: Platichthys flesus (European flounder)
Lineage: Eukaryota; Metazoa; Chordata; Actinopteri; Pleuronectiformes; Pleuronectidae
Gene: adam17b
Product: ADAM metallopeptidase domain 17b
Exons: 18
Coding region: 161-2677 (838 amino acids)
Biological process (GO): Notch signaling pathway; membrane protein ectodomain proteolysis
Cellular component (GO): plasma membrane
Molecular function (GO): metalloendopeptidase activity
Source: RefSeq, a predicted model, not a curated record
UCUUCCUGGUGUUCGGAGCGGAAACGUUUUGUUUCUCAUCUCACUUCAUUCUCGACUUGUAUCAGCGGACGUGUUUGAACACCCUAUUGCAAUCAGUUGCGAACGUGUUGCCUGUGAUGUCGGAGCUUUUAUUUUGAAGGAAGCAGCGGGGCCGGUAAACAUGAGACCGGACAUCACCGUUCUUACGAUCCUCGCGGUUCUCACGGUUUCACCCGAAGCGGUUCGAUCCGCAGACACCGAGCCACAGGAAGAAGCGUCUCUGAGGUCGAUGCUGGACGACUUCGACGUCCUGUCUCUGUCCAGCCUGGAGACGCACUCCGUCCAGCGCAGGGACGUCCAGGCCCAGAGUCACGUGGAGAAGACGCUGAGCUUCUACGCCCUGAAGAGGACGUUCAGACUCUACCUGAGGACCAACCACCAGCUGUUCACCGAGGACUUCAGAGUGAAGGUGGUGGACGAGGACGGGGAGCGGAGUCACCAGAUCAACAGACACAACUUCUUCACUGGACAUGUCAUCGGUGAAGAACACUCUCGGGUUCAGGCUCAUAUCGACGAGGACGAGUUCUCCGCUCACAUCCUGACGGACGAGGCCGAGUUCAACAUCGAGCCUCUGUGGAGGUUCACGUCAGCGCCCCCUGAUGGCCGCCUGCUGAUCUACCGCUCAGAGGACAUCAGGAACCUGAGCCGCCUGCAGCAUCCAUCGGUCUGCGGCUACGUGAACUCUGAGCCCAGUCACGUGACCUCCGACCCCAGCCAUGUGACCUCCGACCCCAGCCACCUCCUGCCUGAGGGCAUUGAAGCAGACCGGUCGACGGAGCCGGAGGAAAACGAGUCUGUGUUCAGAGGGAAGCGUCAGGUCCACGACCACAAGAGGAACACGUGUCCUCUGCUGCUGGUGGCCGACCACCGCUUCUUCAAACACAUGGGCCGAGAGGAGGAGAGCACCACACUCAACUACCUGAUCGAGCUGAUCGACCGAGUGGACGACAUCUACAGAAACACUUCGUGGGACGAGGAGUUCGUUGGUUACGGAGUUCAGAUCCAGCAGAUCAUCAUCAACAAGGUCCCGAGCAGCGUGGAUCCAGGAAAGAGUCACUUCAACAUGAGAGGGAGUCCAGAGCCGGGCCGAGACGUCUGGGACGUCAAGAAGCUGCUGGAGCAGUUCAGUGUGGACAUGGCAGAGAACGCCUCCACCGUGUGCCUGGCGCACCUCUUCACCUACCAGGACUUCGCUGAGGGGACUCUGGGUCUGGCCUACGUGGCCCCGGCCAAACCCGACGUCCCCGGAGGCCUCUGCUCCAAAGCGUGUCCUUCAUCGGCCAACCGGCAGAGAGCCAUCUACCUCAACACGGGUCUGACCAGCACCAUGAACUAUGGGAAGACCAUCCUGACCAAGGAGGCCGACCUGGUGACCACCCACGAGCUCGGACACAACUUCGGAGCCGAGCACGACCCCGACAGCGUCCCGCACUGCGCCCCCCGGGACGACGGGGGGGGGAAGUUCGUCAUGUACCCGAUCGCUGUGAGCGGAGACCACGUCAACAACAAGGUCUUCUCGGACUGCAGCCGGCGCUCCAUCGUGAAGCGUCUGAGGGCGAAGGCCCCGUCCUGCUUCCGGGAGAGGAACCUCCACCGCUGUGGGAACUCCCGGGUGGAGCAGGGGGAGGAGUGUGACCCCGGACUCCUGAACAGCCACUCAGAUCGCUGCUGCACGGACGACUGCCGCCUCCGACCUGGAGCUCAGUGCAGUGACAGGAACAGUGCGUGCUGUAAAGGCUGCAGGUUCGAGUCCGAAGGCGAAGUCUGUCAGGAGCCCAUCGACGCCACCUGCAAAGGACACUCCUACUGCACAGGAAACAGCAGCGAGUGUCCGUCCCCAGAAGACGCUCCGGAUAAAACCGUGUGUCUGGACAGCGGCGAGUGUCUGAGCGGAGAGUGCGUCCCGUUCUGUGAGGCCGUCCUGAAGCUGCAGCCCUGCGCCUGCAACGAAACCCACUCGUCCUGUAAGGUCUGCUGUCGGAGCCGCGGCGGCGCCUGCGGGCCCUACCAGGACCACACGGGUCACUUCCUGUUCCUGCGGAAAGGGAAACCCUGCACGGUGGGCUUCUGUGACGGAGCGGGGAAGUGCAUGAAGCAGGUGCAGGACGUGAUCGAGCGCCUGUGGGACUUCAUCGAGAAGCUGGACAUCAGCACGCUGGGCACCUUCCUGGCCGACAACAUCGUGGGCUCGGUCGUGGCCUUCUCGCUGCUCUUCUGGGUCCCGGUCAGCAUCCUGGUGCACUGCGUGGACAAGAAGCUGGAUCAACAGUUCGAGCAAAGCUCCAAGUCCAUGUUCUUCCCCAGCAAUGCCGAGCUCCUGAGCAGCCUGGAGUCCGCGUCCGUUCGGAUCUUCAAGCCUCCGACCUUCCCCGGCGCCGCCCCCCCCCUUCGCUUCCAGCCGUGCAGCCCCCAGCAGACCAGCACCCCCCCGGGCUCCGACGCAGCCCCCCCUGCUCUGGACAGCCCCCGCAUGGCGACCAUCCAGGAGGACCCCAGCCCCCCCCUGGAGGAGGCGUUCGGGCGCUCGGCUCGGCGCUCCUUCGAGGACCUGACGGGGACGGGCGUGGGGGGGCGCAGCGAGACGCUGUGCAGGCUGCAGAGACAACACCAGAUCGACUCCAAGGAGACGCAGUGCUGAGCGUCCUGUCCCCCGCCCCCCCGCCCAUCACGUCCUGUCCCCCGCCCCCCCGCCCAUCACAGGUUUGAUGCAAGAGCCACAGACGUCUCUAAUAAGAAACACGUCUCCUGUCUUCACUCCGGUGCCUCGUCGUCUCCCGGCCGGAACGUCCACCUCAGAAUCGUCUUCGUCACUUCGAUGCGUCUCAGAGACAAAACGUGACGGCUCCAGAGCGAGCUGUAAGAACUCUGCAGCGCCACCAUCUGGUCACUUUUCAUUUGUCAACACUUUGUGAGCUCAUCCUCACAGAAGCUGUUCUCACUGUGGUUCCUGCUCAAGCUGCUCGUGGUCAACAAGUCAACAAGUCAACAAGUCAACAAGUCAACAAUGAAACACUGAACCGCAUCAAACCGGCUUCAGACUUUAGCAAAACAAUCUGCUGCGUUUUUUAGCUUUAUGUUACAUAAAAAUAUGAGAUUUAUAUUUUGAACUAAAUCUCAGGUUCCGGUUCAGCUCACGACUGAAAGUUCCUGUAAAAAGGAAACUGAUCCAAAGAUGACAGAUAUGAAACCUUCAGGUAUUAAAAGAUGAAACGAGUUGUUCCUCCAGCUGCUCGUCCUCGUCUCAGCGUCAACGUUCAUUUCAAAACGUGGACGAGUGAAUGUGUUUGUUACUGACUCGAUGACGUCCAGAACGUUGGUCACAUAUUCAGGAGUUGAACCGAUGGUGGAAGCCAUCAGUUUCAGCUCUGAAAGGUCAAAGGUCAAAGUGCGUCAGUAACGUGGCGACUCAUCAGGGAGGGUCAGCACAGAGGUCAAAGUUCGUGCUGAAAGAAUCUUGGACCAUGUGUCAUCACAUCUCUCUGUGGGAGUUGAACCCCGUGUUAGUGCCUUGCUCAACCCACUCUGCUACACAAGACUCUGAGGGAUUUUAAAAGUCAUAUAUAUAUAUAUACACACAAAGACGUUUUAAACAAACAUCUUAAAAACAUGUGUUUCUAAAUAAACAUGUUUGUCACCAUGACAACGUCCCCUCUGGUUCCUAAAGUUUAUUUUUGUGUAGUUGAAUAAACUCAGACUUGUGUUGAUGUGUGUUUUUGUGAUGACAGUCAGUGUGCCUCUGUUCACGUCAGUAUUUUAAACACUGUGUUGUUUGUGUUUUUCUUCGCUGCUGAUGUGAAGAUUUAAACUUUUUAAUUUUCAGUUUCUCGUCGCUCAGUAAAGUGAAUUUAACGUUAAACUUCCUGAGUGUGGAAUCUAACGUCCGAUAUUGUUUCACAAAGUUUCCCCGUCUGUUGUUUCAGGCUCAGCAGCAUUUUCAGAUUUAAUGUUCUAGUUGAAGAUUUUUUAUUUUAUUUUGAAAACUGGAAAAAUCCAGUUUUGUCGAGAGCUUCUGAAAACGUCUUUAAAUCGCUGAAAUGCAUCGGUUCAUUAUUAUUAUCAAUAUUAUAGUGAAAAGCAUCUGUUCUUCAUUCCAGGAGCUGGAACCAGAAAAUAUUUGACAGACAAACUGAUCAUUUGACUUUUAAACCCUGAGACAGUCGAUUAAUCCAUCGAGAGAAAGUCUCCAGCAAAUAUUCUUAUGAUCGAUGAAAAAUACUGAAAGUUUUCUUCUUUUGUGUUUGAGACAUUUGACUUUUUUGUUUCAUUGAAUAAAUGAAGUGAAAUCAA